Messenger RNA from Suillus subalutaceus, 1597 nucleotides. RefSeq lists its product as uncharacterized. The coding region runs from base 61 to 1233 and encodes 390 amino acids. Lineage: Eukaryota; Fungi; Basidiomycota; Agaricomycetes; Boletales; Suillaceae. The record is from RefSeq and is a predicted model, not a curated record. The transcript is spliced from 4 exons.
UUUGGCACUUCCCACCUAGCCACUCUUUUCUUCGUUUCCCUCGUUACUUCUUCUCUUGCCAUGGACUACGACAGAAAAUCGACUGUAUCUUCAUUCUACGGAGGACGCAGAGGCUCGUUCGAUGCACUGAACCAUUCACAAUCUCCCGAUUAUACUCCCUCUGGUCGUCCACGAGACGAUGCUUCUUCCUUCUAUGCUGAUCAACAACAACGGACAAGCCAUGAUGUGUUAACAGGAGGACAAUCCGCAGGGUACAACGCAUCGUCUUUUUUUGCCGCCGGGCGCCUAGAACCGCUAAAAGGCGGACGUGAUGAGGAAGAAGAGGCUCCGGAAGCUCAAACAUGGGAUGUUUAUGCAGACUUUAACAACGCCGGCCCAAGAUACAGUACUGCUUUUGGCAUUGGGCAACACCAAGAAGCAGGCUAUCAUCAGCUUCCCCCACCUCCGCCUCCGCCUGGUGCCAAGACAGAUGGUGAUGCUGACAGUGCUCAAACUCCAGUAGAGCUAGUUACAGUGCCUGCACUCGGUCCGGAAUGGCAACUAUCCGAAAUGAAACACAUGACUAAGUCGGGUCGACGAGAGAUGCAAAGUGAGAAGCGGCAGGAGAAGUGGAAAGCUUGGCAUCGCGGGGAGACGGGUUUGUGUGGAAAGUGGUUCACCAAAAGGUUCCUUGCCUUCUUCGCAUUUGGGGUGGCCGCUAUCAUUGGCACUAUCCUCGCAAUCACGAUCCCUCGAGUACCCGGUCUCUCAUUCAACAGCUCCACACCUCUGGUUGCCGCCACUGGGAGCUACAAUGCUUCAAUCCCAACCGAAUUCUCCCGGUCCCCAGCCAAUUUCUCAUUUCCGGCGUACGCAGAUAUUCAAGUUGAUACCACCUCCAAUAUUAUUCCCCUUACCUUCAACCACAUCUCUGCACAAGUGUGGGAUUCGGCCUCCAAUCUACAAGUCGGCACGGGUUACUUUGGAUCAGACACCCUCCCCGCCGGGUCAUUACCGAUAAUCCAGGUCCCACUUAACUUCUCGUAUGUUGCAUCAAAUGACUCAGAUCCGACGUGGAAUGAGUGGUAUAAUGCCUGCAAGAAUACUGGGCUUUAUGCUAAUGGGUCAAGGCCAGGUGUAAAUUUCAGGCUCAUUCUUACGAUGGAUAUUUCCGGGCUCCCGACAACUCAGUCUCAGUCCACACAGGUGGAUGCGGCCCCUUGCCCUAUCGAGCUGUCCAUCACUGCAGCAUGAUGGCUUAUUACUGGAUUUAUUCGCGCGUCGCCUCUUGUCUACUAUGUUUCUGGGACGUUGCACUAUCUCCGCCAUUACAUAGUCUUGGAUAUCGGACAAUAUGACCAUCCAUCGUUAUUUCACAGCCUGCGUAUUCACCUUACCACAGUCUGUCUUUAUUUCGUCUUUUCAUUUUAGUAUCUGCGGCGUUACUCACACCAUCACGAUGUGCAAACAGACUAGUAUUGGAUUAUAAUAUGCUGGCAUCGAUCAAUGAUUCGGGUCCUGUUUACUGAUUCUCACUUCGAUUUCCGUGGUGGGCUUCAAGUUACCCACUUAUAACACGAGCAGGUCGUGGAGAUACAAAGCUUGGACAGCACAAUGG